CGCCCCCGCCCCGCCCGUCGGAGGCUCCAGCGGCCAUGGCUGCGCGGGGUCAGGGCUGCGGCCCGGGCCGGCCGCUCCGGCUGCGGCUGCGGCUGCCGCUGUCCCUGUCCCUGUCCCUGUCCGUGCCGCUGUCCCUGUCGCUGCUGCUGUCGCUGUCCCUGUCGCUGUCCCCGCCGCCGUCCCCGCCCGCGCCGGAGCCGCUGCUGGAGGCCGCUCCGCGCUGGGGCUGGCGGAACGUGUCGUGCCCGGCGUGCCGGCUGCUGUUCGGGGCGCUGGACCUGGCGCUGCAGCUGGAGCCCAACGUGGCGCGCGUGGGGCGCGUGGCGUCGCGGCUGUGCCAGGCGCUGCGGCUGGCACGCCCCGAGGUGUGCCGGGACGCCGUGCGGCUGUUCCAGCGCGACGUGGUGGCGGCGUGGGCGCGCUCGGUGCUGCGGCCGGCCGAGGCCUGCGGGCUGCUGCUGGGGCCGCGCUGCGGCCACUGGGACAUCUUCGGCGACUGGAACGUCACGCUGCCCGACACCCCCAAGCCGCCGGUGCGGCCCCCGGCGCCGCCGCCACCCGGCGCGCCCGUCGCCCGCGUGCUGUUCCUCACCGACCUGCACUGGGACCGGCGCUACACGCCGGGCAGCGCCGCCGCCUGCCCCGACCCGCUGUGCUGCCGCGGCACCGCGCUGCCCGGCCCCGGCGGCGCCGGCUUCUGGGGCGAGUACGGCAAGUGCGACCUGCCGCUGCACACCAUCGAGCUGCUGCUGGCGCAGCUGCCCGGCGCCGCCUUCGCCGCCGCGUACUGGACGGGCGACAUCCCGGCGCACGACGUGUGGCAGCAGAGCCGGCAGGACCAGCUGCUGGCGCUGCGCACCGUCACCGCGCUGCUGCGCCGGCACCUGGGGCCGCUGCCCGUCUACCCGGCCGUGGGUAACCACGAGGCCACCCCGGUCAACGCCUUCCCGCCGCCAUACGUGCACGGCAACCAGUCCGCGGCCUGGCUGUACGACGCCAUGGCCGAAGCCUGGCGGGACUGGCUGCCCGCCCCGGCGCUGGACACCCUCCGGGCCGGCGGGUUCUACACGGCGCAGGUGUGGCCGGGGCUGCGCGUCGUGUCCCUCAACAUGAACUUCUGCUCCCAGGCCAACUUCUGGCUGCUCAUCAACGCCACGGACCCCGCGGGGCAGCUGCAGUGGCUCGUGGGGGUCCUGGCGGCCGCCGAGCGCGCGGGGGACAAGGUGCACAUCAUCGGGCACAUCCCCCCCGCGCACUGCCUGCGCAGCUGGAGCUGGAACUACUACAGGAUCGUCAGCAGGUUUGAGGGCACCAUCGCGGCUCAGUUCUUCGGGCACACGCACGUGGACGAGUUCGAGAUGUUCUACGACGAGGAGACGCUGACCCGUCCGGUCUCCGUCGCCUUCGUGGCCCCGAGCGUCACCACCUACAUCAACCUCAACCCCGGGUACCGCGUGUACGAGGUGGACGGGCCGUACCCCGGCAGCUCCGGGGCCGUGCUGGACCACGAGACCUUCAUCCUGAACCUGACCGAGGCCAACGCGCCCGGCGCCGCCCCGCGCUGGCGGAGCCUGUACCGCGCCCGCGCCGCCUACGGGCUGCCCGGCGCCCUCCCCGCCGACUGGGACCGGCUGCUGCGCCGCUUCCAGGACGACGAGCGGCUGUUCCAGCGCUUCUGGUUCCACCUGCACAAGGGGCACCCGCCCCGCGAGCCCUGCGGGGCCGCCUGCAAGGCCGCGCUGCUCUGCGCGCUGCGCACCGGCCGCUCCGCCGACCCCGCGCUCUGCCGCCCGCUGCGCCCCGCGCUGCCCUUCCCGCACGUGCUGCGGCUCUGGCGCCAGCGCCGGCUCUGCUGAGCCGGAUCGGUGCCGGGUCCGCUGAGCCGGAUCGGUGCUGGUUCUGCUGAGCUCGGACCGGCGCCGGCUCUGCUGAGCCGGAUCGCUGCCGGGUCCGCUGAGCCGGAUCGGUGCUGGUUCUGCUGAGCUCGGACCGGCGCCGGCUCUGCUGAGCUGGGACCAGCGCCGGCUCUGCUGAGCCGGAUCGCUGCCGGCUCCGCUGAGCCGGAUCGCUGCCGGGUCCGCUGAGCCGAGUCGGUGCCGGGUCCGCUGAGCUGGGACCGGCGCCGGCUCUGCUGAGCUCGGACCGGCACCGGCUCUGCUGAGCUGGGAUCAGCGCCGGCUCUGCUGAGCUCGGACCAGUGCCGGCUAUGCUGAGCUCGGACCGGCGCCGGCUCUGCUGAGCUGGGAUCAGCGCCGGCUCUGCUGAGCUCGGACCAGCGCCGGCUCUGCUGAGCCGGAUCGGUGCUGGUUCUGCUGAGCUCGGACCGGCGCCGGCUCUGCUGAGCCAGGAUCGGUGCUGGGAAUGCUGAGCUGGGACCAGCGCCAGCUCUGCUGAGCCGCAUCUGUGCUGGGUCCACUGAGCCGGAUCGGUGCUGGUCCCGCUGAGCCGGAUCAGCGCUGGUUCCACUGAGCUGGAUCAGCACCAUCACUGCUGAGCCGGACCAGUGCUGGUUCUGCUGAGAUGGACCAGCGCUGGUUCUACUGAGCUGGAUCAGCGCCAGCUCUGCUGAGCUAGAUCAGUGCUGGUUCUGCUGAGCCAGGAUCAGCACCAGCUGUUUGACCAGGAUCACCACUGACUCUGCUGAGCCGGGAUCAACGCUGAUUUCACUGAGCCAGAUCAGCGCCGGCUCUGCUGAGCUGGGCCCAGCGCCAGGGCUGGGGUCCCUGUGUGUCCCUGUGCUUCCCCCGGCACAAUAAACAUGUGAUGGACCCCGCGGCUCCUGCGCCGGGUCCUGCUCUCA
Columba livia (rock pigeon) is the source of this 2800-nucleotide messenger RNA. RefSeq names its product sphingomyelin phosphodiesterase 1 (gene SMPD1). The record is from RefSeq and is a predicted model, not a curated record. The transcript is spliced from 6 exons. Gene Ontology annotation, molecular function: acid sphingomyelin phosphodiesterase activity. NCBI's taxonomy places the organism in Eukaryota, Metazoa, Chordata, Aves, Columbiformes, Columbidae. Gene Ontology annotation, biological process: ceramide biosynthetic process; sphingomyelin catabolic process. Bases 36 to 1856 code for a protein of 606 amino acids. Gene Ontology annotation, cellular component: lysosome.